This is a messenger RNA of Pipistrellus kuhlii (Kuhl's pipistrelle), 3408 nucleotides long. RefSeq names its product centromere protein L (gene CENPL). Lineage: Eukaryota; Metazoa; Chordata; Mammalia; Chiroptera; Vespertilionidae. The coding region runs from base 457 to 1482 and encodes 341 amino acids. The transcript is spliced from 5 exons. The record is from RefSeq and is a predicted model, not a curated record.
GCUGUGGAGGAAAUUGCGGAUUUUCAACGGCGGGAUUAGGCGUCCGGGCCGGCCUUGCUUUGGUCCCCAGGGGGCUCAGGUGGAGAGCGCCAGGCGGGACACUCUGGCCCUUGCCCUUCUUCCUCUCCGCGGGCCGAAGCCUACUAGGCGGGACCGAGGGCCGCAGAGCUGGUGGCGGGGCCGCGGAGCCGCCCCUCGGGGUGAAGUCACAGCGCUUCUCCGGCUUCCCGGGAGCGGAAGCCUCCCUGUGGGCGCGUCUGUGUCCCCGGUGAACCCGCUUGCGGACCGCGACGGGGUUCGGGCGGGGCCGGUCGCUCGGCCUCGCCCUGAGCUGCCAUUUGGGCGGCUUUUUUAACUGGAGGGGAUCUCGGUCUCGGCGGCGGCCUGGGUCCGGUUGUGAAGAAUGGUUCGUGAAGCCGGCGGCGGUGACAGCGUCUGCGCGGCACUUCGUUGACCAUGGAUUCUUAUGACAUCCCAGAAUCAACAUCCUCAAGGCUUAAAGAUCACUUUAUAGGUGCCACCCCACUGCAGAAGCGGUUGGAAUCAGUCAGGAAGCUGACUUCAUUUGUCCCGCCUUCACCUCAAAGGAAAAUUCCCCAAUGUUCACAGUUGCAGGAAGAUGUUGAUCCUCAAAAGGUUGCAUUCCUUCUACAUAAGCAAUGGACUCUGUAUAGUUUAACUCCCCUGUAUAAGUUCUCCUACACUAAUCUCAGAGAAUACUCUAAAUUUCUGAGUGCGUUUAUUGUUGCUGAAAAACAAAAAGGACUUGCUGUGGAAGUGGGAGAAGACUUGAACAUCAAGGUGAUUUUCUCUACUCUCCUGGGAAUGAAAGGAACACAAAGGGACCCUGAUGCAUUUCUCGUCCAGAUUCUGUCAAAAUCUCACUUGCCAUCUGAGAACAGAGAAGGCAAAGUGUUGUGGACUGGGUGGUUCUGCUGUAUAUUUGGAGACAAUCUUUUGGAGACUGUUUCAGAAGAUUUCACCUGUCUACCCUUAUUUCUUGCAAAUGGAGCAGAGACUAAUACCGCCUUAAUUGGAACCUGGUUUCAGAAAACUUUUGACUGUCAUUUCAGUCCCUUAGCAAUCAAUGCAUUUAAUCUUUCCUGGAUGGCAGCUAUGUGGACUGCAUGCAGAAUGGACCACUAUGUGGCCACUACUGAAUUUCUCUGGUCUGUACCGUGCGGCCCUCAAAGUCUGGAUAUUGCUUAUGCCAUACAUUCGGAGGAUGCAAAAGCUCUGUGGGACAGUGUCCACAAAGCCCCUGGGGAAGUGACCCAGGAGGAAGUUGACUUGUUCAUGGACUGCCUUUGUUCACAUUUCCAUAGGCAUUUCAAAAUUCACUUAUCAGCCACAAGAUUGGUUCGCGUUUCAACAUCAGUAGCUUCAGCACAUACUAAUGGAAAAAUAAAGAUUCUGUGUCAUAAGUACCUUAUUGGAGUGUUGGCAUAUUUGACAGAACUGGCAAUUUUUCAAAUUGAGUGAGGCCUUGUGGGGAUCAUAAGUCAUGGAUUAUAUACCUUUCUAGUUGACUAAUUGCUUUCUCAGAAGCGACCUCAGGAGAAAUGGGCAUCCAUCUCUGCACCUGUUUCCUCACAGUGCCUUCGGAGGUGCCCAGUAGAAGCCAAGAAGGAUCUAGAACAGAAGGUGGUAGGGGAUGAACCAUAGCCAGGUGCUUCUAUAAUAGUUGUGACGAUCAGGGGUGCCAGUCUCUAGAAAAUGCUGAGUUAUUUGUUGACCAUCUUUCUAAAAAAUAUGUAAUGUUUAGUAUGUCAAACGUUUAGGAUUCAAAUGAUAUAGGUCUAAUAUUCAGUAUUUCUGAUUUGGGUCUCUAAAACUUUUAGUUCCUUGAAAGCAUUUUAGACUUGCAUUAAGAGAAUUUCUGUCUUGUGAAGACAUUUUUCUAGCACAAGUUUGCUGUAGAGAGCUAGCAAUCAACAAACCCUCUGCAAAGGAAACUAAAAAUGAAUAUGGAUUUUUUAAAGCAACUAAUAAUGCUUGUUUUUAAUAUUAUUCAGUUCCUAUUGAAAUGUUGAAUUAAAUAUAUUCACUUUUAAAAGGAAGCAGUGUGUUUACAGUAUUUUGGUAACAUGUUUAAUGUUUCAGGAAUGGGAAGGCAUGGGCUUUUUCUCUAGCACAAAGGUUACAAACCAACGAUUCCAGAGAGUCACACAAAUUGUAUAUUGGAAAGGCAGAGAUUUUCUUCAUUCCCUAAUUUUGCUUUAGCGCAGUGCUUCGUAAAUAUCUGUAGAUAGAAUAAAUGAAUUUUAACCAACUCUUCUAUUUUGUAGAUAAAAUCUACCGACUUUAGAGAUUUGCCUUAGCAGUUAGGUCUAAAUCUCUUCUUUUUACUAACUGAGCAUAGAAAAGUUUUGUUUUACUUUAGAAACUGUGUUUUUAUAAAAGACUAUUAUUCUAAAAAACACACACAAGUUCUGGAGUGUGGUAAUGUUUUAUAUUGGGAACAGGAGAGGUGGUAAGAAAAGCAUGGACUUUGGAGUCACACAUUCUUUCAUUCAACUAAUAUUAAGCUCCUACUAUAUACUUAGAAUUGUAUUGGGUAAUAGGAAUAUAGUAGUAAAGACAAAAAAGAUCCCUACCCUGUGGAAAUUUUAAUUUCAUAUGGAGAUAAAACACUAUAGAGAAAAUAAGGCAGUGAGGUGAGAAAAGGGUGAGUGGGAUGGGCCUACUUUACUUACGAUGUCAAAGAAGGGCUCUCUGAGGAAGUGAUGGGAGCUGAGUCCUGAGUGAGGAGCAGGAGCCAGCCACGUGAAGAUCUGAGGACGAGCAUGCUAGGCAGGUGACACUUGCAGGAGCGAAGGCCUUGGGACAGGUCAGGGCUCAGUUUGAGGAACAAGGGGGAUGUACGGCUGGAGCACAGUGAGGAAGAGGAGAGGAGUGUUAUGACGCCCAGCCUUUGGCUGGGCACAUGGCUUCCCAGAAACAGACAUUUUCCAGCCUUUCUCAGAAGUCUCUAAGUUCUGACCAUAUAAGGGAAGGGUUAGGCAGAGCUUCCAGGACUCUUCCUUAAGCCACAGCAGGCAUGCACCCGUUGCUCCUUUCUUCUUCCAACUCGGCUGCUUGGCAGACAUGCAAUGACUGGUACUCUGCCUGCUCUUUUAGGAGACAGGGAUGAGGGUCCGGUCCUAAGCACCGGGGAACAUGGCCUGGAAGGAGUUUGUGCCCUGAGGACUUUAAAAAAAAAAAAUCUAUUUUUAUUGAUUUCAGCCUCCUGAAUGCCCCCUACUGGGGAAUGAGCCUGGGCAUGUGCCCUUGACUGGAUUUGAACCCAGGACCCUUCAGUCCGCAGGCCGACGCUCGAACCACUGAGCCAAACCUGUUAGGGCCCUGAGGACUUCUUGAAGCUGAACCCUGUACCAGCCGUGAGAGGUAUUCCUUCAGACAUGUCAG